Messenger RNA from Paraphaeosphaeria sporulosa, 468 nucleotides. RefSeq lists its product as uncharacterized. The transcript is spliced from 2 exons. Bases 1 to 468 code for a protein of 155 amino acids. NCBI's taxonomy places the organism in Eukaryota, Fungi, Ascomycota, Dothideomycetes, Pleosporales, Didymosphaeriaceae. The record is from RefSeq and is a predicted model, not a curated record.
AUGUCCACACCAACGCCCAUAUCCCCGCCCUCCUCCGCCCCCGCAGGCUCGUCGAACGAGCCCGCAGAACCCCCCGUCUCCCCCAUCGGGCAGACUGGCUUCCCGCACAAAACCAGCGCCGCCGUGUCCACGCGCACGCCCUUCAUCGACACCGGGACGCCGGCUAUCAACGCCGCGCCCGUGGAGCUCGACGGCGUGCCGACGAGUCCGCCCGCCGAGAAGGGGGGCAAGAAGGGCAAGGUAGUAGGGCUGGGCGAGGAGGACGAGAUUGAGGCGGAGUUUUUGGGGGAGGGGGGGAGGAGUGCCGGGGGUGUGGUUAGUGAGAAGCGCAAAGCAAUGCUCGCCCAGCGCGGCCGCGAUCCCGGCGUUAUUGUGGAUUUACCCACCGAGCCGACUGCGGAGGAGGUGCGGGCUGCGAAGGCGAUGGAGGGGGCUGUUACGCCGGGGGUGGAGAGGGAGGAGCGGUGA